GCGUGUGUGGAAAAAGGAAGCAGAGCCUGUGAACGAACGGCGAACUCAGUGAUUUCCUACCCUCCUCGAACAAGCGCUCUUAAUCUUACUGAUAUACUCGCAGAAGAUAUCAAGCAGCUACUACAAGGCGAAAGGGGUGACUGAGGCAACCGUGUUUUUUUUCGGGAAGGGCUGCCUCGGCGAUUCGUACGUGAUUACAUGAGAGAAGUGAUCCCAGGCCGUCUUUUGUUGAGGCAAGUGGCUGUUAGCCUGUGUAGCAACCAGGCUACGCUACGGCCAAGCCUGGCAAAGGCUCCUCAAGGAUAAAGUGUCUGCCUGAUUAUUGUUUCAACUCCGGUUUCUUGGAUUUGGCCCAGGCCACGGAGUUCAUUCGGCGGGGGUCAUUCUUGGCGUGGAUCGCGUUUUGAAGUUGUUUGCGGCGGUUACUUUGGAACUCCAGGAUCAUCAGACUGGCGGCUUUUCUGAAACACUGGGGUUGUUGGUGUGGCCGAAUUUUCCCUGGAUUUGAUUGGUAAAUUCAGAAGACUGAAGCCCAGGCUCACAGUCUACCUUUCACGGAGGCCCAGCCGUGAGAGGACUGAGGAAGGCACGUGGCGAAUCAUGACCGCAGACAAAGAAAAACCGGACAAGGAAAAGGACAGAGACAGGGACAGAGACCGGGAGAGGGACCGGGAAAGGGACCGGGAGAGGGACCGGGACAAGAGAGACAAGGCGUCCAGGGAGAGCGAGAGCUCACGGCCGCGACGGAGCUGCACGCUGGAAGGCGGAGCUAAGAACUACGCAGAGAGUGACCAUAGUGAGGACGAGGAUAACGAGAACGGGGGAGGGGCCGGGGGAGUGGGCGGAGCCAAUAUGGGUUUAGGGGAGGAGUCGGGGAAGAAAGGGAAGAAGAAGAUGAUGAAGAAGAAGUCCAGGUAUGAACGGAUGGAGAACGGCGAGAUCACCUCCUUCAUCACUGAAGAUGAUGUUGUUUACAGACCUGGAGACUGUGUAUAUAUCGAGAGUCGCAGGCCCAACACACCCUACUUCAUCUGUAGCAUACAGGACUUCAAACUGAGUAAGCGCGACCAUCUGUUAAUGAGUGUGAAGUGGUAUUAUCGCCAGUCAGAGGUCCCUGACUCAGUCUACCAACACCUGGUUCAGGACCGCAACAAUGAGAACGAUUCUGGUCGGGAGUUGGUCAUCACGGACCCAGUGGUCAAAAGCAGGGAACUCUUCAUCUCUGACUAUGUAGACACUUACCACGCUGCAGCCCUCAGGGGAAAAUGUAACAUCGCCCAUUUCUCCGACAUCUUCUCUGCGAGGGAGUUCAAAGCUCGCAUCGACUCCUUCUUCUACAUCUUGGGGUACAACCCGGAGACACGGCGACUCAACAGCACCCAGGGAGAGAUCAGAGUGGGGCCCAGUCACCAGGCCAAGCUGCCGGACCUGCGUCCCUUCCCUUGUGAGAUCUCCACUGUCCAGGGUCAGACCGUGACCGAGAAUGAGGAGCUGGUGUGGAUGCCAGGGGUCAACGACUGUGACCUGCUCAUGUACCUCAGGGCAGCCAGGAGCAUGGCCGCGUUCGCAGGGAUGUGUGACGGGGGUUCAACAGAAGACGGGUGUCUAGCAGCUUCACGAGACGACACUACUCUCAACGCACUGAACACUCUCCACGAGAGCAGUUACGAUGCAGGCAAGGCCCUCCAGCGACUCGUCAAGAAGCCAGUUCCCAAGCUCAUUGAGAAGUGCUGGUCAGAGGACGAAGUGAAGCGGUUCAUUAAAGGUCUGAGGCAGUACGGGAAGAACUUCUUCAGGAUUCGGAAAGAGCUGCUACCCCACAAGGAGACGGGCGAGUUAAUAACGUUCUACUACUACUGGAAGAAGACCCCCGAGGCGGCGUCUUCCAGGGCCCACCGCCGGCAUCGCCGCCAGCCUGUGUUCCGACGCAUCAAGACCCGCACCGCCUCCACCCCGGUCAACACCCCGUCCAGACCCCCCUCCUCCGAGUUCUUGGACCUCAGCUCCGCCAGUGAAGACGACUUUGACAGUGAAGACAGUGAACAGGAGCUGAAGGGAUACGCCUGUCGUCACUGUUUUACCACAGCCUCUAAGGAUUGGCACCACGGAGCCCGUGAGAACAUUCUGCUGUGCACUGAUUGUCGAAUCCACUUCAAGAAGUACGGCGAGCUGCCCCCCAUCGAGAAGCCCGUGGACCCGCCCCCGUUCAUGUUCAAACCCGUGAAAGAGGACGAGGAUGGACUCAGUGGUAAACACAGCAUGAGGACCCGACGCAACCGAGGAUCGAUGUCGACGCUCCGUAGUGGCCGUAAGAAGCAGACAGCCAGCCCAGAUGGACGAGCGUCUCCCACCAAUGAGGACAUGCGGUCAGGUGGCCGGACCUCCCCCUCUGCCGCGUCCACCGACAGCACCGACAGCAAGAUAGACCCCAUGAAGAAACCUAGCAAGAAGAUCAAGGAGGAGGUUCCGUCCCCUAUAAAGAGCGUCAAACGACAGAGGGAGAAGGUUGGAGCCUCGGACACGGAGGAGGCCGACACCAGGACCAGCGCCAAAAAGUCCAAGACUCAGGACCUGGGCCGACCCGACUCGCCGUCAGAAUGCGAGGGGGAGGGCGAGAGCUCAGACGGGCGUAGCGUCAACGAGGAGUGUAGCAGUGACGCCAAAGACAUCGACCAGGACAACCGCAGCUCCUCACCCUCCAUCCCCUCCCCCCGCGACGGGGAGAGCGACUCGGACUCCUCGGCCCAGCAGCAGCUGCUCCUCCUGCAGAGACAGGAGAGGGAGAGGGAGGGGGAGAGACAGGGGCAGGCCCUCCAUCCUCCAGUCAUCCAGUCCUGUCAGCCGGGGACCUCCAGCGGUCGCUCCACCACGCCCCCACUGCCCCCCAGCUCCGCCCCCUCGCUGGUCCCCAGGGCCCUGUCUCCCUCCACGCCCCCCACCUCCCUCACGCUGCCGCUCCCACCUUCCAUGCACCAGCAGGCCGGCCCUCUGUCUCUCAUCCAAUCAGCGGAGAGAGACCGCCCCCUCCACCCCCAGAGGCUGCCCUCCCCCUUGCCUCAUUCACCUCUGCAGGGCAUGUCUCAGGCUCCGCCCCCAGGGCCUGCCGGCUCUUCCCAGUUGCUACCGGGCUCACUCCACGGGCCGCUGCCCCGGCCCUCGAUGCCACACCCACUCCAGGCGGGCCCCUCCCACCUGUCCCACGCGCUGCCCCCUCAGGGUUUCCCGUUGGUCCCUCAGUCUCAGGUCCCGCCCUCUCCGUUGCCUCUCAGCCAGUCGCAGCAGCCGCCCCACAGGUCCCACACGCCCCCCAGCCAGGCCCAGCUGUUGUCCCAGGGGUCCAGUCAGCCUCCCCGCGAGCAGCCCCUGCCCUCCGCCCCCUCCAUGUCGGUGCCCCAUAUCAAGCCCCCACCCACCACCCCCAUCCCCCACAUGCCCGGCCGCGACACUCAGUCCCACAAGCACGGCCCCCCACACCUCUCAGCGCCGCCUUUCCCCCAAAUGCCCUCCAACCUGCCCCCUCCACCUGCCCUCAAGCCCCUGUCGUCCCUGUCCACUCACCACCCUCCCCCAGCGCACCCUCCCCCCCUCCAGCUCAUGCCCCAGGGCCCAGGGGCUCAGCUCCUGCCUCCCCCCGCCCAGCCCCCUGUCCUCACCCAGUCCCAAAGCCUCCCCCUCUCAGAAAGGGAGAGAGGCAGCCAGCACCACCCUCCCCACCUCCCCCCCUCCGGAGCCUCACCGUCCUCUCACCCCAACGCCUCCCAACCGCCCUCCUUCCCUCCUCACCCCUUCGCCCCUGUCCUGCCCUCCCCCAGCGGUCCUCCCCCAUCGUCCUCCAGUCUACCGCCAGGCCUCCAGCCUUCCUGCUCUUCCUCCUCCUCUAUCGCCAUGCCCCUCCCGCCCUCGGUGGGCUCCGCCUGCCCAGGACCCGCCCUCCCCCCGGUACACAUCAAGGAAGAGCCUCUCGACGAGUCAGACGAGCCGGAGAGCCCCCCGCCCCCUCCACGAAGUCCCUCCCCGGAGCCUACCAUCGUCAACACGCCCAGCCACGCCAGCCAGUCAGCACGGUUCUACAAACACCUGGACCGCGGUUACAACACCUGUGCCAGAACGGAUUUCUACUUCACACCGCUGGCUGCCUCUAAACUGGCCAAGAAGCGGGAGGAGGCCCUGGAGCGCGUCAAGAGAGAAGCGGAGCAGAAAGCGCGGGAGGAGAAGGAGAAAGAGCGGGAGAAGGAGAAGGAACGAGAGAGGGAAAGAGAACGGGAGCGGGAACAGGAAAGAGCUGCGAAAGCCUCCAGUUCGGGUCAUGACAGUCGAAUGGUUGAUGCCCAGAUGGGUGGUUCGGUCCACAUGCGCCCCCCCUUCGACGGCCCCCCCACCACCAUCGCCGCCGUGCCCCCCUACAUCGGCCCGGACACGCCCGCCCUGCGCACCCUCAGCGAGUACGCCCGGCCCCAUGUCAUGUCCCCCACCAACAGGAACCACCCCUUCUUCGUUUCCCUCAACCCCAACGACCCCCUCAUGGCCUAUCACAUGCCUGGCCUCUACAACGCCGACCCUGGGAUGCGGGAGCGCGAGCUGCGGGAGCGCGAGAUGAGGGAGCGCGAGAUCCGGGAGAGGGAGUUGAGGGAGCGGAUGAAGCCUGGAUUUGAACACAAACCACCUGAGUUGGAGGGCAUGCAUCCCUCUGCCAACCCCAUGGAGCACUUCGCCCGGCACGGGGCAAUAUCCCUGCCCCCCAUGGCCGGGCCCCACCCCUUUGCCUCCUUCCACCCGGGUCUCAACCCCCUGGAGCGGGAACGGCUGGCGCUGGCCGCUGGGCCCCAGCUCAGGCCGGACAUGAGCUACCCUGAGCGGCUGGCAGCGGAGCGGCUGCACGCGGAGAGGAUGGCUGCCGUGGCCAACGACCCCAUCGCCAGGCUCCAGAUGUUCAACGUCACGCCGCACCACCACCAGCACUCCCACAUCCACUCGCACCUACACCUACACCAGCAGGACCCCCUGCAUCAAGGUGGUGGUGAAUGUCUCGUUUGUCCUCCAGGUUCGGGGGGACACCCCCUCGUUGACCCCCUGGCAGGCGGCCCCCACCUAGCCCGUUUCCCCUACCCGCCCGGCGCCAUCCCCAACCCGCUCCUCGGACAGAACCCGCAUGAACACGAGAUGCUGCGCCAUCCCGUUUUCGGGACACCGUACCCCCGGGACCUCCCCCCCCAGAUGUCUGCAGCCCACCAGCUCCAGGCGAUGCACGCCCAGUCUGCUGAGCUGCAGAGGCUGGCAAUGGAGCAACAGUGGCUACAUGGACACCAUCACAUGCAUGGAGGCCCCCUGCCUGGCCAAGAGGACUACUACAGAUCAUGCAGACGUUUCAAGUGAUCUGCAGUUCCAGAAAUUGACUCCUUUUACAGAAAAAGCUGAUGCCGCCUGAAGAAAGAAAGUGACAAACAACUGUAACCAACCAAUGGGGACGCAGAGACACGCAGGAAGUUGCAUACGCCACAGGAAGUACACUCACAGGAACAGGAAGUUGUCACACAGGAGUCUGUCAAUCAGAGGAACUUGACCUCCCGCUCCUCUGACCACUUCCAGUUAGGGAGAACCAAAAGGUGGACGAGCAGAGAAUUCCUCUCCUUUCCUGUCCACGGGGGACGUUAGCUUAUUUUUAUUUUUCCAAGAACAUUGAAAAGGACUUUGUUUGGUAUAACUAUAAUAGCCUUGAAGUAGUGACAGCGCCCUCACAACGGAAUGUGACUCUCCUGCAUGAAAACUACUCUAAAGCUUCCCCACCGUUUUUUGUAGGUGCUAGAAAUACAAGACACUUUGUCACUGUGCUUAUCGAUGGAGAGGACGAGGACCCCAGUGGUCUGGACAUUAUACCCACGGAAAGAUUAACAAACAAAGUGCUAUCUUAUUUUAAUACAUCGUUGGAGGUUUUCAUAAUUUUAACGAAAAGCAGCAGUGUGGUGUUUUUGAGUCUGUAAAUAGUAUAUAUAUACAUAUAAUUAUUAUAAUAAUUAUUAUUGUUACUAGGUGUGACUCCAAACCCAGUCAUUUAUAAACCUUCGAUAUGUUACUGUUCUGAAGCAUUACGCCUUGUUUCACAGGGGGGGGGGGUUGGGGGGGGGGGCAGCGGUGGUUUUUGAGGUGAUAUGCGCUACCGCCAAAUGAUCUGUGGAAUUACACACACAAACACACUAUUCCAUACAUUUUUUCCUCCACCUUUGUUUAUUAUCCACCUCCAGUCUACGGCCCUGUUCUGUUGAACUCUGAAUUAGACACCUUUUAUUCUUUCAAUCAACGAAAGGCCUAACAGUCCUCCUACGCUUUUAAAUUGGUUUGACAGAUCAGGCAGAUUACAACACUCCAACACCUUAGACUGGAGAAAAUGUGAGCCCGGUUCUCGUUUUAAUUUAGGGUUUUAAAUGAUUCGACUUCCAUUGCUGCAAAGUGUAUUUUGGUAUGUCGACAGAACAGACCCGACAGCACGCCUUUUAAAUUGUUAAAUGUGUUGUGGAUGUAUAGACGAGGGGCUUUCUAGAUGCCGGAGGAUUCUGACCCCGGUUUGUUUCCUAGCUGCUACACCUGGGCUCCUCCCCCCGGUAGGCGGUCCUCAGGCUCCUCCCCCCGGUAGGCGGUCCUCAGGCUCCUCCCCCCGGUAGGCGGUCCUCAGGCUCCUCCCCCCGGUAGGCGGUCCUCAGGCUCCUCCCCCGGUAGGCGGUCCUCAGUGCUGUGCCGUUUGUCACUGUGAUGCCAACUACCCGGCUAGCGGGAGGAGAAAGCUCCGGGUCCGAGGCACGCUGGUGGGGUUCCUACGCCAGGGUUCCUCUGUCUGCAGAGACCCCACCCAGGGUGUCGGUAAGGGGUGGGGGGGUGUACUGUAUGCCAUUGACUGUUAGAAGUGUUCCUUUCUGUUCACCUGUCAUACCAAAAUACAGCCUCACCUUUCCUGUUAGACCCACCUGUCUUGUCAGCCUGUGUUUAGGCUGCUCCUUUUCUCCCACCAUGAACGCGUGCUUGUGCGCGUGCUCGGUUUGUGUCAUCACUUCCAUGCUCCAUCUUUACUCUCAUGUUCUCUUCCUGAUAUCCUCUCUGGUUCCUGCCUUUUAGUCCCGCCCCUCCCUCUGUUACUCCUCCUCCGCCAAACCCUUGGAUGUUAAGUGUUGUCGUCAGUGGUUUAGCUUCUCGUUUCCAUGUGGCAAUGGGAGAAUGUAUACACAUUCUGACCGGCUGAGAUUUAUAUAUAUAACUGGUAUCUUGAAGCUUAUUGUAUAUAUUAGCAGUCACCAUUGGGAUGACGACAUGUGUAAACAAAAGUAGAAAUAAUAAGAAAAAUUGUGAGUCCUGUGUUCUCUCUCCAUUUGAGUAUUUUGUAAUAUUUUUGAAAAAUGUGUGGAAUUAAAAUAAACGACUGAGUUACACCACAA
Messenger RNA from Esox lucius (northern pike), 7421 nucleotides. It is a transcript of the gene rerea, whose product is annotated as arginine-glutamic acid dipeptide (RE) repeats a. The coding region runs from base 601 to 5373 and encodes 1590 amino acids. The record is from RefSeq and is a predicted model, not a curated record. The transcript has 23 exons. Gene Ontology annotation, molecular function: sequence-specific DNA binding; transcription corepressor activity; chromatin binding. Lineage: Eukaryota; Metazoa; Chordata; Actinopteri; Esociformes; Esocidae. Gene Ontology annotation, cellular component: nucleus. Gene Ontology annotation, biological process: regulation of DNA-templated transcription.